This is a messenger RNA of Nematostella vectensis (starlet sea anemone), 2926 nucleotides long. Its product is annotated as malonyl-CoA decarboxylase, mitochondrial. The transcript is spliced from 15 exons. Gene Ontology annotation, molecular function: malonyl-CoA decarboxylase activity. The coding region runs from base 82 to 1800 and encodes 572 amino acids. Gene Ontology annotation, biological process: malonyl-CoA catabolic process; positive regulation of fatty acid oxidation; acetyl-CoA biosynthetic process. Gene Ontology annotation, cellular component: mitochondrial matrix; peroxisomal matrix. The record is from RefSeq and is a predicted model, not a curated record. Lineage: Eukaryota; Metazoa; Cnidaria; Anthozoa; Actiniaria; Edwardsiidae.
CUGGUUAUAAAAUCGCCGGCUCACAUCAGGUCUUGAUAGUAAACACAAGAACAAGAACUUUCAUUCAAAACCGACUCUGAUAUGAGACUCGGUGCUUGGAAAUGGCUGCGUUGUUUAAGCCUUCAAGGUAGAUCCACUGUCCAGUGCAUUCCAAAUACUGGAGAACAUCCAACCAUUUCAUUAAUAUGCAGCUCUGUGAGCCAUGGUGAUCCAGUGUCUAACAAUUGUCAGCACAGAGGCAAGUUUCUGCAUACUUCAGCUAUACAGGUCACAAGUAAACCAGUCCAGACCAAGAGUGAAGCUGUGGAGAGUAAGUGGCUUGGCUUACUAAUGAACAUGGGGGAUACGCCACACCCAGAAGACUCCUACAUACCAGGCGCAUCCCGCGAGAGAGUCAAAUACAUACGAGAUAUGCUCAGUAAGGCAGUGCAAGCCAAGAGGACACAGGAGGGCGGUGACCUUAUGCCAAAUGUAAUUGCUAAAGAGGUUCGACACCUUUACAACGAACUUACAGCCCAGAGCGAGAAAAUGGCGUUUUUCCUUGUUCUUGAGCACGACCUUGGAGUGGACCACAGCAACAUUCUUCAUUUGGCUGAGAACUUGGUCAACGUUAAGGACACAGGUAUCACUGCAGUCUUGCGUGCAGAGGACCGCCUUCGUCAGGUGCUUGAGCCACACUACAUCCAGCUGCUUUCCCACAUCAGCCGACUUGAGGGCGGAGUCAAGUUUAUUGUGGACAUGCGCAGUGACCUGCAGGAUGGUCUUACGAGCGAGACUCAGCUCACAGCUCGUCAGGAGCUACAGGCGCUCAGCACAUCAAUCAAGCAUCUUCUUGCACAGUGGUUCUCUGUCGGUCUGCUGGACCUUCAACGGGUCACGUGGAAUUCACCCUGCAGCGUCUCUGAAAAGGUUAUCCGUUACGAGGCUGUGCACCCUAUCCAGGGCUGGGAUGACCUCAAGCGGCGUCUGGCACCUGAUAGAAGGUGCUACAUAUUCACCCACCGCUCAAUGCCCCAGGAACCCAUAGUGGUGCUGCAUACCGCUCUCGAGUACGAGAUAUCGGAUAACAUACAGUCCAUUCUUAGUGAACCCGAAGUUGACAUCGAUGACUGUGAAUAUGAGCUCGAAAACAGAACCACAGCGAUUUUCUACUCCAUAUGUUCGACACAGAAAGGCCUGGCAGGGGUGGACUUGGGGAACUUUCUCAUCAAGCACGUGGUCCGCGAGCUUCAACACGAGUUUCCAAAUAUUACCCAGUAUGCAACGCUUUCGCCUAUCCCAGGGUUCCGUGCGUGGUUGACUUUGGAGCUAAAAGACGCUAUUGAAAACAAAGAUGAAAGGGCUCUUCGUCCGCCGCUUUUUAGAGACAAAGAAAUGAGUGGUCUACUGCGCAUGCGCUCGAAAGGUGGUACCGAAUGUGCAGCAUCAGUUUUCAAGGAGUUGAUCGAGAGAGAUAACUGGCACAAAGACCAAGAUAUCAUAGACUGUAUCAAGGCCCCUUUAAUGAGGCUGGGAACGAGAUAUUUGUAUGAAGAAAAAAGAAGAGGUUUUGCUUUUGAUCAAGUCGCGAAUUUCCACAUCCGUAACGGAGCCACCAUGUGGCGUCUGAACUGGAUGGCUGACACCAGCGCACGGGGCCUGCACAACUCUCUUGGACUAAUGGUCAACUAUAAGUACGUUCUUGAGGACGUGGAUAAUAACAAUCAGCAGUACUUACUCAACGGGACUAUAGCCGCGUCCAAACCCUUCCUUGAAAUACUGGACUCGGAGACACCUGGGAAUACAGCUCGUGUGGAAUGAGUGCUCAGCAAUUCCUGGAAUUGUGGUAGUCUGGGCGAUAAGGAAAUGUGGACGGUAUGGAAUCAUAUGGACCAUAACUGCCCUUGAACCGUCACGAAGUUCUUCCAGAAACAGGAAUUGGGUUAACUUAUUGAAUGAUACAGCUGGUACAGUGGAAAAACUGAUCAACAAUUCCUGGAAUUAUCAGAGUCAGGACUAUAUGAAAAUGUGGACGGUACGAAAGCAUUAUCUUGGAUCAUGACGGCUUACACUUUCUGGUAUGUCUGGAAUCGGGGUCACCUAGACAUGACGGAAAAACAUUACUUAACGCUUCAAAUAAGCUUAUUUCAGAUCUAAUAAGGCGGAAAAUUUCUCUAAGUACUUUCUGAGUAAUAGCAAACAAAAUAUCAAAUGCGACUUUUUUUAAAUUGAUACGACUUUUUGUAAAGUGUCAUUAAAAUUUGAGCUAUUCGUCCCUGAGCCCUUACACAGCGCAAAAAUGAUCAAGGAAAAAAAUUCUUAAAAAAACACAAACCUGGGUAUGUGCAUUUCGGCCUCACGUUAUUUGUGUUUCAAAAAUCAUUCCGGAAUACAAAAAACCGAUGGCCAUUGUAAGAAAUUGUGUCUUCUUUCUCUAUCUCGAAUUGCGAUUUGUCCAGGUUUUUCCGUCAUGUCGGUCACCUAGCAAUGCUGAGUCAGAGUCUGGACUUUUAGGAAAGGCGUCUGGUGACAUUGGCCUUUAAACACUCCCUGGAAAUAAGAACAAUCCUAGAAUUGUCGGAAUGAGGAUCAUAGUGAGGUGUAGACAUCAGUGGAUCACUGAUGAACAUGUAUUAGGAAUCGGGACUGUGAAAAUAAGGAAGGGUUCGAAGGAUAAAGCACCUUUUCCUUGGAGACUGGAAUCUGAUCGUGAGAUAAUGUUAACAAUAUUAUAUUGACGGAGUGAGAGAAAUUAUCAUUUCCUGGAAUCAGGAUCCUUCGUCGGGAUUGAAGAUAAAGACGUUAAAAUGACCGUGAACCUUUUUAACCGGGUCUUGGGUUGAUUUAUAAACUCGAUUUCACUGGUCCAUGAGUUGAAAAAAAUAUUAAUUAUUUGAAUUUUAUUCUGUACUGUGUUCGUGGAUAUUAAAAGUAUCAUGUCGCCCUC